AUGUACACCUGAAAAUUAUGUAAUUGUAUUAACCACUGUUACUCCAAUAAACUUAAUUUUUAAAAAGUUUAAAUAAACAGUAGUAGCAAAAUAUAAUGAACCCUCACGUUCUAUCAUCCAACUUCAACAGUCAUCAACUCACAGCCAGUUCCUUAAUGUCACAUCUAGUCUGUUCACACAAUCCAAUUGUUCUAUAAAAUUUUUUACACUUGGCAUCCAAAUCCAAACAAGGUCCACCAUAGUUGGUGAACGCCUCUAAAUUUUAUAAUUUAUAAUUUAUAAUCAGGUUCUCCCUUAGCUCUUGCAAUGUAUUGAAACCAGAUAGUUGCCCUGGUAGAACUCCGUUUCCUAUAAAGUGGUUAUUAGCUCCAGGGGCUUAAUGGCUUCUAUAACCUUUAAAUAUCAGGAUUGAUUCCUCACAACAAUGAAUAGAUAAUGGUGUAAUUUUAGGUGACAACUUUAGAGCAGAGAUUAUUCACAUUAAAUGUAAAGUAGCAUCAUUUUGGGGAAAUUCCUAACUUCUACCUAAGGAUUAUCGGUGAAAGUAAAUAACCUUUUACAGUCAUUUAUUGAGAUUCAGGGUGAAGUCUGCUGUAGGUGUAGGUAGGGACUAAAUACCAAUGAAUUUAUACAGGCCGUAUUGUGGACCAGGUUGUCUUGCCCUUUGGCGGUGACCAAGGCUGUGCGCUAGUGUGGUGGCAGGACUGAACGGGUAUAAUUCGGAUUGAGUGCAGGUCGCUGGCGGGCAGGCCACCAGGCUGAGACCAGAAGCUCGUAAAGCCUGGGAACCGUAAUAAAACUUACGCCUGCACAGACCUGCGCAAGGGGCUUCUGAGCGCUCAGAGACAAGCGUGAGUCAGCAAAGCUCUAGGAUGGCUCCAAGAUGGACUCGGCUGGUCGCGCAGCGGCAGACGCGCCUUAAGGGAGGGCGUACACUCUAGCAAGGCCAGUGUACUUUAUCAACCCCCUGUCUCUCGCGAGGUUCCCACCCGCUGGACCUUUGCUAUCUAGCGCCCUGAUACACUGUGACUUCCCUUGCACCCGGCCACUGCCGCCUCUGGGAUCCCCACCUCCCAGAAGGCAACAAGAACCGCACGUGUGACUUAAUUUUUCAGCGGAAAGGGCGGUGCGCAAGCGCAGAGAGCACCUCAGGCGUAGACUCUGAGGGGCGCUUGCGCACGGCUCCUCUAGCCCCAUUCACCCCGCCCACCGGGUUCGGCGCACUCCGCGCCUUUCUUACGUCACCAUUAGGCAUGCGCUUUAGGAGAAGGGCGAGCUUUUGAGGGCAGGGCAAGGGGCGUGCCUUUGCCGAGGUCUGACGGCGACUGCGUGGACGGGAGCCCGACUGGAACAUGGCGACUUGCGCUGAAAUCCUGCGGAGCGAGUUCCCCGAAAUUGACGGACAGGUCUUCGACUACGUGACGGGCGUGUUGCACAGCGGCAGCGCGGAUUUCGAGUCUGUGGAUGACCUGGUGGAAGCUGUUGGGGAACUCUUGCAAGAGGUGUCCGGAGACAGCAAGGAUGACGCGGGCAUCAGAGCCGUGUGCCAGCGCAUGUACAACACUCUGCGCCUGGCUGAGCCACAGAGCCAGGGAAACAGCCAGGUGCUCCUAGACGCCCCCAUCCAGUUGUCAAAGAUAACGGAGAACUACGACUGUGGCACCAACCUUCCAGGACUGCUAAAGAGGGAACAGUCCUCGACAGUGAAUGCAAAGAAGCUAGAGAAGGCUGAGGCUCGACUGAAGGCAAAGCAGGAGAAACGAUCAGAGAAGGAUACACUCAAGACCAGCAGCCCUCUAGUCUUGGAAGAGGCUUCAGCCAGCCAGGCAGGCAGCAGAAAGGAGAGUCGUUUGGAGUCAUCUGGCAAGAACAAAUCCUACGAUGUGCGAAUUGAGAAUUUUGAUGUGUCUUUUGGCGACAGGGUACUGCUGGCUGGUGCAGAUGUGAACCUGGCAUGGGGCCGCCGCUAUGGGCUGGUGGGUCGGAAUGGGCUGGGGAAGACGACGCUGCUAAAGAUGCUGGCCACCCGGAGCCUGCGGGUUCCAGCCCAUAUUUCCCUGCUGCACGUAGAGCAGGAGGUUGCUGGAAAUGACACCCCUGCCCUGCAGAGUGUGCUGGAGAGUGACACUGUGCGAGAAGACCUCCUGAGGCAGGAGCGGGAGCUCAGCGCCCAGAUUGCUGCUGGCAGGGCCAAGGGCUCAGAAGCUGCACAGCUGGCAGAAAUCUAUGCCAAACUAGAAGAGAUUGAGGCUGACAAGGCACCUGCCAGGGCAUCAGUCAUUCUUGCUGGGCUUGGCUUUACUCCUAAAAUGCAGCAACAGCCUACCCGGGAGUUCUCAGGUGGCUGGAGGAUGAGACUGGCCCUAGCCCGGGCCUUGUUUGCUAGACCAGAUCUUCUCUUAUUAGAUGAACCCACAAACAUGCUGGACGUAAGAGCCAUCCUAUGGCUGGAGAAUUACCUGCAGACGUGGCCCUCUACAAUCUUGGUUGUCUCCCACGACCGAAACUUCCUGAAUGCCAUAGCCACAGACAUCAUCCACCUGCACAGCCAGCGGUUAGAUGGUUACCGAGGAGACUUUGAGACCUUCAUCAAGAGCAAGCAGGAGCGGCUACUCAACCAGCAGCGUGAAUAUGAGGCACAACAGCAGUAUCGUCAGCAUAUCCAGGUUUUUAUUGACCGGUUUCGCUACAAUGCCAAUAGAGCCUCUCAAGUACAGAGUAAACUCAAGAUGCUCGAGAAGCUACCAGAGCUGAAACCCGUGGACAAGGAGUUGGAGGUAGUGAUGAAGUUCCCUGAUGGGUUUGAGAAGUUCUCACCACCAAUUCUGCAACUAGAUGAAGUGGAUUUCUACUAUGAUCCUAAGCACGUCAUCUUCAGCCGUCUCUCUGUCUCUGCUGAUCUUGAGUCUCGCAUCUGUGUGGUGGGAGAGAAUGGAGCUGGGAAGUCUACCAUGCUGAAGCUGCUUAUGGGGGACCUGACACCUGUUCGGGGCAUCAGACAUGCUCACAGGAAUCUGAAAAUUGGCUAUUUCAGCCAGCACCAUGUGGAGCAGCUGGACCUGAAUGUCAGUGCUGUGGAACUGCUGGCACGCAAGUUUCCUGGACGGCCUGAGGAGGAGUAUCGUCACCAGCUGGGCCGGUAUGGCAUCUCUGGAGAACUGGCCGUGCGCCCUGUUGCCAGCUUGUCUGGUGGCCAGAAGAGCCGGGUAGCCUUUGCUCAGAUGACCAUGCCCUGCCCCAACUUCUACAUUCUGGAUGAACCCACAAACCACCUGGAUAUGGAGACAAUUGAGGCUCUGGGUCGUGCUCUCAACAAUUUCAGGGGUGGUGUGAUUCUGGUGUCCCACGAUGAGCGCUUCAUCCGGCUGGUGUGCCAAGAGCUGUGGGUGUGCGAAGGAGGCGGCGUCACCCGGGUUGAAGGGGGAUUUGACCAGUACCGUGCCCUUCUCCAGGAACAGUUCCGCCGUGAGGGCUUCCUCUAGAGCCAUUAGGCUGAAGACUGUGCCCAGGACAUGGACUGGUCUUUCAGACCCCAGGGCCACCAUAAAGCCAACCAUCUCCAGGCUACAGACUUCCCCUGACUUUGGAGACAGCCUUGUCCUCAAAUCUCUCCUUUUGACUGGCAUUCUCUGUACAAUCCAGGGAGCCUCAUCUAAGGGUCUGUGAGGACUGGUCUUCCAAGUGGAAGAGGUGGGAGGUGCCCUCUGGGUUAUAGAUUCCCCCCACUGCCCCAGCUGUGACUGGGCCCCAAGUGGCUGCUGUGUAAAUUAAAUCUC
This is a messenger RNA of Pteropus alecto (black flying fox), 3776 nucleotides long. It is a transcript of the gene ABCF3, whose product is annotated as ATP binding cassette subfamily F member 3. NCBI's taxonomy places the organism in Eukaryota, Metazoa, Chordata, Mammalia, Chiroptera, Pteropodidae. The record is from RefSeq and is a predicted model, not a curated record. Bases 1353 to 3482 code for a protein of 709 amino acids. Gene Ontology annotation, molecular function: ATP binding; ATP hydrolysis activity. The transcript has 21 exons.